AUGUCUUCUGAUGCAAUGAAUGAUGAACUGCACCGCAAGCUCUUUGCCGAGGGACUCAAGGUUCGCAAGGAAGUCCUCGGCGAUGAGUAUGUGGAAAAUGCGCUCAAGAAAGCCACACCAUUCUCCCGGCCCGGACAGGAGCUUAUUACCGAAUGGGCAUGGGGUACCGUCUGGCAGCGGCCUGGCCUUGACCGUAAGCAACGCAGUCUCUUGACUUUGGGUUUGAUCAUCGGCCAGAAGGCCUGGCUUGAGCUUGGCCUGCACACACGCGGCGCUAUCAACAACGGCGUGACGGAGCUUGAGAUUAGAGAGGCAGUCUUGCAUGCUACCGUCUACUGCGGAACGCCUUCUGGCAUUGAGGCCAUGAUAGUUACGCAGAAGACUAUCAAUGACAUGAUUGAGAAAGGAGAGUACAAGCGGCCAGAACAGUAG
This is a messenger RNA of Metarhizium acridum CQMa 102, 432 nucleotides long. RefSeq lists its product as uncharacterized. Gene Ontology annotation, molecular function: peroxiredoxin activity. The record is from RefSeq and is a predicted model, not a curated record. Lineage: Eukaryota; Fungi; Ascomycota; Sordariomycetes; Hypocreales; Clavicipitaceae.